AUGCAUAGAGGACUCGCCAUCUUUACCUAUCAAAUUCUCAAAAAUCCCAUUACUGUAACCACCAAAAGCUCCCUUUUUUACUGUCAAUCCAAUGCCUUUACCCGUAGAGGAAAUGGGUUCGCUUUAUUUCGCUUGUUUUCAUAUGCUUCUAUGCAACGGCGUGUGCCAGACCCGGAUGACCCUGCAAACCUAAUGAAAGAAGAUGGUGUAUCUGUUUGUUCACAAAUGUGGAUUGAGAACUUCAGAGAACCUGAUAGGAUAAUUACCAAUUUGUCCUCUUAUCUUCGCAGAUUUGAAUUGUGGGUUUUAGCUUACCAGAAAGUUUGUGCUGAUGAAAUAGGAUCGUAUGUGCCCCGUAGUUCAAUUACUAGGUCUGCCUUGGAAGAUUUGUUAGCCUUAAGAAAUGCUGUUCUUGAUAAUAGGUUUAAGUGGGGUGCUAGGUUAGAAUUCUUUAUAAAAUCGCCUAAAGACAAGACCGAUUAUGCAUCUUUGUCAAAGAGGAAGAUUAAGGCGAUUUUGACAACUACUCAACCUGCCCCAUUUCAAGAUAAGUUAGUGCAAGAGGUUUUGUUUAUGAUUUUGGAGCCAAUAUAUGAGUCUCGAUUCUCGCAGAAGUCAUUUGCUUUUAGGCCAGGGAGGAAUGCACAUACAGUUUUGAGGGUGAUUAGGAGAAGUUUUGCAGGUUAUUUAUGGUAUAUAAAGGGUGAUUUAAGUCCAAUUUUGGAUGGAUUGAAAGUGGGGUUGGUGAUAAAUGCGUUGAUGAGGGAUGUUAGGGAUAAGAGGAUUAUUGAUUUAAUCAAGUCGGCAUUAGUUACACCUGUAAUUACCACUCCAGUUGAUCGGGUUGAAGAGAAGAAAAAGCCUAAAAGGAAGUAUCAGAAGAAGAGGGUGUUGGCAGAGGAUGAGCCAAAGCCUGAUCCUUAUUGGUUGGAUACUUUUUUUGGUUUUGCUCCAGAGGAGGCAGAAAAACUUCCUUCAUGGGGGCAUUGUGGAAUUCUUAGUCCCCUUUUAUCUAAUAUAUGUCUUGAUGAAUUGGAUCAGUGGAUGGAAGGUAAGAUCAAGGAGUUUUAUCGUCCCUCAAAGAGCGAUGUCAUAUGGAAUAGCCCUGAAGGGGAAGCAGAACAGGGGAACACAUCUUGGCCAGAAUUUGUGCCAACAAGUGGGCCAGAUAAGACCCGAAAGAUGGACUAUAUACGUUAUGGAGGUCACAUAUUGAUUGGGAUCCGUGGACCAAGGGCAGAUGCAGCAACACUGAGAAAACAGUUAAUUGAGUUUUGUGAUCAGAAAUAUAUGAUCAAGCUUGAUAACGAGUGCCUUCCAAUCGAACAUAUCACCAAAGGUAUACUGUUUCUUGACCACGUGUUGUGUCGGAGAGUAGUAUAUCCAACUCUUCGGUACACAGCAACAGGUGGUAAGAUUAUAAGUGAGAAAGGUGUCGGCACCCUUUUGUCUGUCACAGCAAGUUUGAAACAAUGCAUCAAGCAGUUUAGAAAGUUAAACUUUCUUAAGGGUGAUAGGGAACCUGAUCCACAACCAUGUUUUAGAAUGUUUCAUGCUACUCAAGCUCACACCAAUGCCCAGAUGAACAAGUUUUUGUCAACAAUGGUUGAGUGGUAUAAAUAUGCUGACAAUCGGAAGAAAGCUGUUAACUUUUGUUCAUAUAUCAUUAGGGGUUCACUGGCAAAGCUCUAUGCUGCAAAGUACAAACUUCGUUCAAGAGCAAAGGUUUACAAAAUUGGUGCUCGAAAUCUGAGCCGUCCUCUGAAGGAGAGAAAAGGACAGUCACCUGAGUAUCAGAAUCUGCUAAGGAUGGGUCUUGCCGAGUCAAUUGAUGGCCUUCUUUAUACCAGGAUGUCUCUCAUUCCUGAGACUGAUUAUACACCCUUCCCUAGCAAUUGGAGGCCCGAUCAUGAGAAGGUGUUAGUUGAAUAUAUCAGGCUUGAUGAUCCAAAAACCUUGGAAGAGCAAAGACAUUGCAUUGGAGAGCAGGGUCUUGUUUCACCACAGGACUAUAUUUCAAUGCUGGUGUGGAACUACAAAAGAAAUGCAAUUGCGAUGGAUCAGCUGUCCUUGUUAAAAAGUGCUGGCAGUCAUACAGAAGGAGAUGAUCGAUUGUUGUUGAGCUCAAAUCAUGAGAACCAUGAUCCUAGGAGCAAGGAAGAGGAGGAAACUGAAGAAGGGCUUCAUGCUUCACAAUUGUAA
Corchorus olitorius is the source of this 2202-nucleotide messenger RNA. The record is from the annotation of a GenBank genome assembly. Lineage: Eukaryota; Viridiplantae; Streptophyta; Magnoliopsida; Malvales; Malvaceae.